This is a messenger RNA of Frankliniella occidentalis (western flower thrips), 1690 nucleotides long. RefSeq names its product gustatory and odorant receptor 24-like. The transcript has 5 exons. Gene Ontology annotation, cellular component: membrane. Gene Ontology annotation, biological process: sensory perception of taste. Bases 144 to 1589 code for a protein of 481 amino acids. Lineage: Eukaryota; Metazoa; Arthropoda; Insecta; Thysanoptera; Thripidae. The record is from RefSeq and is a predicted model, not a curated record.
CGGGGCGGUGCAGAGUGGUUUUGGCCCGUGCAGGGGGCCGCUCGACCAGUUUCGGCGCAAAUGUCCGCUAGCGACGACGAGUCCCGUGCAGUGGGGUUGCGGCCGCCCGCCUCGCCCGCCAUGCCGCAGACGGGACACUGAGGAUGUCGUCCGCCGGGGAUUCGCCCUGGGUCAUCUCCAAGAAGUACGAUGCCUGGGGCCCACCCGUCGACGCGUCGCGCAAGCGGGGCGGGGACGCCCUGGUGGCGUGGGGGGCGCCGCCAGGCCGGGGGGGCUACGGGCCGCGCCUGGGCGGCCUGGACAACAGGGGGUUGCCCGUGGACUUCAAGAAGCAGACGCAGUACAAGCGGCAGAAGCCCAUCGCGGGCGCGUCCAAGAGCACGGCGUCCUUCGUGGACUCGGCCAUGCCGCUCAUCAUGCUCAUGCAAGUGGGCAUCGCCUUCCCCGUGCAGCGCCGCGCCGACGGCAGGCUCCAGUGGAAGAUCCUGUCCCCCAUCUGGCUGUACACGCUGGUGGUGUACGGCGUGCUGACGGUGCCCGUCGUGUUCGCCGCGAGCGCGGCAGUGCGCCAGCUCGCUAAGGAGGACAACACCUUCCACGACCAGAUCUACAAUAUGACCCCCCUGCUGCUGCUGCACGCGCACCCGCUCUUGCCCUUCAUGCACUGGCUGGAGGCCUACUUCGUGGCCGGGUACUUCAACUCGUGGAUCAAGUUCGAGGAGCUGUUCCACAAGGUGUGCAGGCGGCCGCUGCACAUGGGGCUGCGGGGGUACGUGGCGAGGAUGGCGGCGUUCUCCUUCGCGGUGGCCGCCUUCCUGACGGGCACCAUGCCGAUGUACAUGAGCCUCUCCUGGCUGCAGUGCCUCGCCUACCUGCACCUGUACCUGCUCGCCAUCUGCCUCGUCUCCGUGUGGCUGCUGAGCUCCAAAGCGCUGUGCAUUGCGGCGGAGGCCCUGCGCGAGUCCAUGCACGAGAUGGUGGUGACGGGCGCGUGCACGGCCGAGCGCAUGGCCGACUACCGCCAGGCGUGGCUCGAGCUGUCCGAGCUGACGCAGGAGUCGGGCAGCGCCUGGACCUACCAGUGCGGCCACCAGCUGCUGUACCUCUUCCUCCUCAUGACGGUCACCUCCUUCGGCGUCCUCGCCGGCGUGGCGCGACACUCGCUAGAGGCCCGCACCCUGGCGUACGGCGCCCUGGCCGCCGGCUCCGCCUUCAUCCUCUUCAUUGUCUGCAGUGCGGCGGAGACGGCCGCCGACCGGUGGUCGUCUGGGCCAGGUGGCGGAGGUGCUGCGGGAGGACCUGCUCAUGGUGCAGCUCAGCGACGACACUCAGCACUUCAAGAACGAGGUGCAGAUGUUCAUGACCGCUCUGGCCAUGGACCCCCCCAUCGUGAACCUGAGUGGCUACGCCACCGUGAACCGCGCGCUGUUUGCCUCGCUGCUCGAGACCAUGGUGACGUACUUGGUGGUGCUGGUGCAGUUCGCCUACUCACUGGACUCCACCCCGGACAACAGCACCUCAGUGACGACCGAGGCCGCGUCGGUGAAGGUGACGGCCGGGCCGACCCCGGUCCCCACCCCCACGCCUAACGCGCCCUGAUCCCACUUCCUCAUAAUGUCGCGACUUUCGUGUCAGUGUUGACGAAUUCAAGUAAUUGUGUACCUUUGAAUAAAAUAGAGUAAGAAUUUUA